AGCUGCUUUAUAUGUAUGUUUUCUACACACCAAAGGUUGUAUAGAAUGAUGUUUGUGCUUGCUAAUGUCUUGCUUUCUCUCUUGUGCUGCGAAUUUGCCUUUGGUGUUGAUCCCACAGUUGGUUUUGAGAAGCAACAGGUCUCUUGGAAAAUCCAAAAGCCAUAUGAUCUCCAAGUUUCCGAUCGCUACAACUUCAGCGAUGGCGUGCAUAAGCUGUGGGUGUAUACUAGUGACAAGCCCCAGAACCCGCAUAGUCCUACAAAGCCAAGGACGGAGCUUAGAUUUCGACAACCACAAUACUCACAAGGAAUCUGGCAAUUCGAGGGAGACUUUUACGUUCCUUCGGGCACCACCGGAGUGUGUAUAAUGCAAAUCCAUGGCGGAAGGAACAGUGCCACCGCGCUCCAAAUUCGAGUUGAUGGGCCUGGUGAUUUGAUUCGCACUGGAGCGGACUUGGAGCACGCGACAUUCGCAACGCACAUCUAUGACAAAUGGAUCCAUCUCAAUGUCAUUCACGAUGUAGACCAUGAGAUGCUUAGCAUUUAUCUGGAUGGAGAGCUCAAGCAUUGGGAGGUAAACGAAACAUACGAGGAGCAUUAUUUCAAGUGUGGAGUGUACACCCAGAACAAUGCUAGUGAAUAUAUGGAAUCCAGGUGGAAGAACAUCAACAUAUGGAAGCUUUAGU
Molecule: messenger RNA, 685 nt
Organism: Selaginella moellendorffii
Lineage: Eukaryota; Viridiplantae; Streptophyta; Lycopodiopsida; Selaginellales; Selaginellaceae
Product: citrate-binding protein
Exons: 2
Coding region: 16-684 (222 amino acids)
Source: RefSeq, a predicted model, not a curated record